UUACUCUUGAGCGCAUGCGUACAGUUGACUAGGUCUACUUGCCUACCGAAGACAUUAAAGUAGGUGUUAAUGAGCAUUUGAAAGGUCUAAUUUGGUAAAGGUUUACUGAAAAUGUGUCACGUUUUUUAAGAAGUAACAUUGAGUUACUUAAGCAUUUCAAAUCGAUUAAAACUGAACAUCGCCUCUGCCAGAAAAAUGAAACUCCUGAGCGCAUGCGUAGAGUUUUCUCCAACAUGCAGCAAAACACCAUAAAACCAAAGAAACGGGGAAAUGCUACAAAUUGAAACAAUCUGCAAGAUGAAAAUAAACAAAUGCCAAAUAAAAAUGCUGCAAAUGCCAACAAAACAACUGCGUGAGAGAAAUGCUGCAGGGUUGAUGGAAAAGGAGGGGAUGCCAGAACUACACUACUCUAAGAAAGAAACCCAUUAGCGUGAACAAAGGCCGCGUUAAAGGCGGUAACGGCAGCUGGAACGUGACGACGAGCUGCGGCGCUCGAUGACAACAAACGUCUUUGAAAGAAAGGAGGAAAGCAAAGCGGCAGUUUGCACCUCAUCACUGCUGCAGACAGAAGAUUAGGGAACGGGGAUCAGCGGGGAUGCAAACGCCAACGAGCGUCGGCUUUGACGUGCAAACACUUGCGGCGCGAUGAGACGGCUCAUCGGAAUGUCCGCUCUCCCUGUCCCCGCACCAGAGAAACUGCGGCAGGUUGCGACAGGUAGAUGGAAACGCACACCUGAGGGUUAUUUUGCAAUCAGCCUGACGUUGUGUUUGUUGUUAAGUCAUCUUCUGCCGGUCUUAUAAAAGCCCAGCCUACCUGAGAGGGUCCAGACCGUCCACCAUGCAGACCAGCAGAGACCAGACCCCGGGCGACGUGUUCCAGAGAAGCACCACCAACUUGGCCAGGAUCGCCGUCAUCCUGCAGGCCGCGCCGGACAAAAUGCUCACCUUUGCAGAGUUGAUGGACAGGCUGGCGCCGCUCCUCCCCGGAGACAGGAAGUCCGUGGACAACAACAUCAGGGUUUGUUUGUCCAUCAACAACUGUUUUGUCAAGAUUCCAAUGGACCCCAACUCUGUGGACAGCAGGAGAAAUUUCUGGAAGCUGGACUUGGGUCAGAUCAGCGCUAAAAUGGUGCGCCGUCACUUUAAGAACCUCCUGGAUUUCUUCCCGGAGCUGGCCCCCAGGGUGGGGAACGCGGAGAAUGUCCCCCGGCCCCCCGAGAAGAGCCCCCGCGACUCGGUCCAGAUUUGCUGCAAAGUGAAGUUCAACAGCCCGUUCUCCAUCGAGUCCCUCCUGAAGCGGGAUAGCCCCGCCCCCGUGCGGCCCUACAGGAGGCGGGACCCCGAGGAGCGCUCCUUCACGGGGAGUCCAGCAGGGGGCAGCACCAGGAACUACUGGAGGAUGCCAGCCCAGCCGGUCUACCCCUUAGGCGGUCUGUACCUCGGCCACAGUCACCAUCCUUACGCCGCCUUCGCCCAUGAUGCCCGCCACUUCCGUUUGUGACCACGCCCCCCGCUUCCGUUUGUGACCACGCCUUUUUUUUUUUUUUUUUUUUUUUUUUUUUCCUCCAAGUCCAAGUUGCACUUUUCUAUCUUUCAUGUUGAAGAUGCAGGACGUAUUUUUGUGUAGAGAAGCAGACCUGCGCUAUUUUUGUAUUCAUCCUUGCAGGUAUUUUUGUGUUGAGAAGCGGACCUGCGCUAUUUUUGUAUUCAUCCUUGCAGGCUCCGCCCCUUUUUCCUUCCGGAUGGUUGUUGCCAAAAUAAAUGUUUCCUCCGUGUCCGCCAGCUCCUCAUUGACCAAGUCAACUAUUAACCCGAGGAACUUUAACUCCGUCUUAAGUCGCAACUUGGAACACACGAACAUUCCUCCUCCAGAUAUUUAGUCGCUGCUUUCAGAAAUAAAAUGUUUUAGAAAAGGAUUUCAGUGACAAUGUGUGUGAAACAGAUUUGUAUUUGGUUAUUAUCAAAUAUAUAUUUUAAUCUGGA
Nerophis ophidion (straightnose pipefish) is the source of this 1983-nucleotide messenger RNA. RefSeq lists its product as uncharacterized. The record is from RefSeq and is a predicted model, not a curated record. The transcript is spliced from 7 exons. Gene Ontology annotation, molecular function: sequence-specific DNA binding; DNA-binding transcription factor activity. NCBI's taxonomy places the organism in Eukaryota, Metazoa, Chordata, Actinopteri, Syngnathiformes, Syngnathidae. Bases 839 to 1501 code for a protein of 220 amino acids. Gene Ontology annotation, biological process: regulation of DNA-templated transcription.